Diospyros lotus (date-plum) is the source of this 1320-nucleotide messenger RNA. RefSeq names its product alcohol acyltransferase 16-like. Gene Ontology annotation, molecular function: acyltransferase activity, transferring groups other than amino-acyl groups. The transcript is spliced from 3 exons. Bases 1 to 1320 code for a protein of 439 amino acids. The record is from RefSeq and is a predicted model, not a curated record. Lineage: Eukaryota; Viridiplantae; Streptophyta; Magnoliopsida; Ericales; Ebenaceae.
AUGGCGACGAAGCAGGGGAAGCUGGCCGCGGUGGUUCACGACGAAGGGCGGCCUACUGGUGGUGGUGCGGUGGUCGUCGGAGGUUGUGGAGGCGCGGAAUGGCUGAAGUCGGCCAUGGCAGCACAUGCUGGUAUAGUUGCAGCCAGCCAUGGCCGACGCGAUGUCGAGCUUCAGCGUGCGGUGGUGGCUCACGGCGGGAACGGUGGCUUGCGGUGGCGGUGCAUGCAUGCGUAUGGAAGAUCGACGAAGCCUGUGGUGGGCGUUGCGGGCGGCAACCGGCGGCUAGUGCGCACAUGGCGGAAGGGAGUACGAAUUAGCACUGCUGCUUUACCAAGGGUACACCCAUACACCCCGGCUUCGAGAGAAGUGACUGCAAAAAUGGUGACUCGUUUCCAAUGUGGUGGCUUCGCCUUUGCAGUUCGCCUGAACCACACCAUGAGUGACGGCUCUGGGCUAAUCCAAUUCCUGAACGCCAUUGCCGGGUUUGCUCAAGGCAAAUCAGGCUCCCCUUCUGUUACUCCCGUUUGGCAAAGGGAGGUUUUAUUCGCGAGAAACCCUCCUCGGGUUACUUGCUUGCACAAUGAAUAUUACGAGCCAGAGCUCGACCUCGAAGACCAAUCCAACGGUGAUGGUAAUGAAACUAUGAUCAGUCGAUGGUUCUUCUUCGGUACUAAAGAGAUAGGUGCCCUUCGGAGCCAUCUUCCCCCGCAGAAACGAACGAGAUUCACUAGGUUCGAGAUAAUUACAGCUUGUAUCUGGAAAUGCCGCACAAUUGCGCUCGGCAUUGGCCCGAAUGAGAGCGUUCGAAUUUCAUGCAUUAUCAAUGGUCGUGGCAAGGCUGGGCUAGAUAUACCGGAUGGAUACUACGGCAACGUUUUUGUCUAUCCAGCAUCGGUUUCGAAGGCCGAAACGGUUUCAAAAUACCCACUGGAAUAUGUUGUGGAGCUGGUGAAGAAGACGAGGAGCCAAGCGAUUGAUGGCGAGUAUUUCAUGUCAGUGGCUGAUCUUAUGGUGACUAGGGGAAGACCGUUGUAUACAAGGAAAGGGAACUUUAUUAUUUCUCAUGCGGCUCAACUUGGAUUCGACAAAGUCGACUUUGGGUGGGGGAAGCCGGUGUACGGCGGGCCGGCUGAGGCCCUCUCUCUAAUAAGCUUCUUCUCGAGUUUCAGGGACAAUGAAAGAGGAGAUGGGAUUCUGACAGCGAUAUGCUUGCCGGGGUCGGCCAUGCAGAGGUUCGAAGAUGAACUGAAGAAGAUGACCAAGGAUGCUUUGAGAGAUGUGAACGGUCACAUCCCAGCGAGAAUUGCAUCUAAGCUCUAA